Ahaetulla prasina is the source of this 3476-nucleotide messenger RNA. Its product is annotated as zinc finger protein 239-like. Gene Ontology annotation, molecular function: RNA polymerase II cis-regulatory region sequence-specific DNA binding; DNA-binding transcription factor activity, RNA polymerase II-specific. The record is from RefSeq and is a predicted model, not a curated record. Lineage: Eukaryota; Metazoa; Chordata; Lepidosauria; Squamata; Colubridae. The coding region runs from base 978 to 1913 and encodes 311 amino acids. The transcript is spliced from 2 exons. Gene Ontology annotation, biological process: regulation of transcription by RNA polymerase II.
UUGGCAAGGUUUGUUUUUCUCAGCCCGCAGCAGCCUCUCCCAAUAUUUUCCUCUCCCUUGUCACAAUGCUGGGCUGCAAGGGGGGAGACCAUCGGCAUGCGCGGACAUGGGCAUGCACACAAACAUACACAUGCACGGGUUGGAGAGGUGAGCUGAGAAUCACGCAGAGGUCCAUCAGGCACAGAGGCAACAACAGGGGAAGGGGAUCCAAAUGGGAAGCCUCUGACGAUUUAAAAAAAACCAACAACCUGCAGAGCUUCCCUUUUAGUCCACCCUCCCCUGCCUCCAAGCCUGAUGCUGAAAGGGCAGUUUUGCUUCCACACACCCCCACCCCCGCAAUGCCAGAAGCUGCAUGCCACCACCAUUCGCCUUCUACAUCCCCCCCAGGGUCCAUGCGAUCUCCUAGUGCCCAUGGCGUGCUGGCAGGCAGAAGCCCCCUGUGUCGUGUCCCACUCCUCCGCUGACGGCCGGGUCAGGGAAAUCCGAAUCAGGCUUGCCUCUGCAGCUCUGCCAAAGUCCUAGCAAAGUCCUCAAGGCAGGCAGGAGAUCAGAAAGUGACUUCAGCAAGAUAUGUUCGACUUUGCCUGACUCAGAGAAUGCCAGAAAGCAGAUCCUUUAUAUAGGCCAUGGGGUGUGGCUCCAUGACUCAGCACUUAUCCAGGCCUGCCCCUCCCUUCCUUCUGACGCCGCCGCCUAUCAAUUCUUCUGAAGUGAGGGUCACUCCAGUCGGCAGCUGUUGGUAAUUGACCUCCCUCAGGCUCACAUGCUGUGGGGGAGGGGGAGGGGUCUAGUUGCUCCGUUUGCCUGGGCAUGGAGCCAGGGCUGGGGCCGGGAGGUGCUUCCUCCUCCUCAGCCUGUCUGGGCAUGGAGCCAGGGCUGGGGCCAGGAGGCGUACUAGGACAUUCCUCAGCGUUCGGAAGCAGAUAAGAAGGCCCUGGCUGUGGUGAGAGCGGGCAAGACACAACACCCUGGAUCCCAUGCUCUCUUCUUCCUACCUCUUCCUUCCUCCAUGCACAGGCAUUAAUGGGCAAGAGAAUAAGAAUUGCAAGGAGGAACACCAAGUGAUCCAUUCGAAAGAGGGGAAAGGGAAAUUUGUAGAUCGCAUGCAACCAAAAAGAGAAGAAACAAAGCAAUCACAAAGUGGAAUUAAAAAAUGUCUUCCCCUGGUCAGUUGGCUUCCCAACCAUACAGUGAUCGAUACAGGAGAAAGACCAUAUAAAUCCAUGGAGUGUGGAAAGACGUUUAAUAAAUCCAAUCAUCUCUUUUCUCAUAAAAAGACACAUUCAGAAGAGAAACGAUUUACCUGCAUGGAGUGUGGAAAGACCUUCUCUGAUAAUUACUCUCUUAUAAUUCAUCAAAGGAAUCACACAGGAGAACGACCUUAUAAAUGCAUGGAGUGUGAAAAGACCUUUACUUGUAGCAGUCAUCUUAAUUCCCACAAGAUGAUCCACACAGGAGAGAAACCAUAUCAAUGCAUGGAGUGUGGAAAGAGUUUUAGAUGUAGGAGUACACUUAAUCGCCACAAGAGGAUCCACACAGGAGAAAGACCUUAUAAAUGCAUGGAAUGCGGAAAGACCUUUCCUUAUAGCAGUCAUCUUAAUGCCCACAAGAGCAACCACACAGGAGAGAAGCCAUAUAAAUGUGUGGAAUGUGGAAAGGGCUUUGUAUGGAAUUCUUCUCUUAUCUCCCAUAUAAGGAUCCACACAGGAGAGAAGCCAUAUCAAUGCAUGGAGUGUGGAAAAUGUUUUACUCGUAGUAAUGGUCUUAAUUUCCACAAGAGGAUCCAUACAGAAGAGAAGUCAUAUAAAUGUUUGCAGUGUGGAGAGGACUUUAGAAAGAUUUGUGAUCUCACUUCCCAUAAAAGGAUCCAUAUGGGAGAAAAAAAACAUAUGAAUUCAUGGAGUGAGAAAUGAGCUUUGCAAGGAGUAAUGUUUUUACUCGCCAUAGAGGCAUCCACACAUGGGAGAAACCAUAGCAAUAGAAGAAGUGUGGGAAAACCUUCAAUAGAAAUCCAGAUAGUCCUCGGCGUUUGACUGCAAUUGAGCCCAAAAUUUAUGUUGCUCAGUGAAACAGUUAUUAAAUGUGUUUUGUGAUUCUACUUUUUCCAUCCCUGCUUGUCUGAGGAAGACUCGAGUGAGAGGUCGGAUUUCUGCAUCCAGAUUGUUGGCUGUUGUUUGCAAAGUCUUGCAGUUUGUGAGAACUAAAUUCUGUUCCUUUAGCAGCUAAGAUUUGUUUUCAUACAUAGUGCUUACUUACUGAGCCUCAUGAGUUCGAUCCGAUCCCACUACUGCCACUAAUUUGUGAUGGGUUCUUUUUAAAGCAGGGUCCCCAACAUGCGGGCCAUCACCUGUUCGGAAUUGGGCUGCGCAAGUAGUGGGUGAGUGUGCAUAUGCGUAGGUCCACUUGUGCACAUGACAGGCUCACACGGAAAGCUCUGUUUGGUGUGAGAGGCGGAUGUCUGAGCCAGCUGCUUCCACAAAUGGAGCUGCGCACGCACGAGUGUUCCUGCUGUUUGUAGAGAAUCAUCCUCUACACCCCUCCUCCCGUCGCUGGGCUACCAAGCCAGAAAGUUUGGGUACUGCUGUUUUAAUCAUAACCAAUUUGAUUGAACUCAGUCCAAACAGUCAUCAAAAGUACUGGAUUCUAGACAGUUUAAGUUUUCUGUCUCCCCAUAAGGGUUGUAGGGAUAUUUUAUUUUGAAAAAAAUAUGUGAGGUACAAAAGAGAAACGUACAAUGUGCAAGUUCUUUAUUUGUUUUCUUUUGUUUCUUAUUUUGAGUAUAUUUAUAUUAUACAACAGGGGUCUCCAACCUUGGCAACUUUAAGACUUGUGGACUUCAACUCCCAGAAUCCUUUGCUGGCUGAGGAAUUCUGGGAGUUGAAGUCCACAAGUCUUAAAGUUGCCAAGGUUGGAGACCCCUGUUACACAACAAUGUUCCCCAUCCUUUCCGGCUUGGUGGCCCGGUGGGGUGGGGGAAGAGGGGAUGGCUUUGUGUGAGCGGCACGUGCGCACAUUGUGUGUAGCUCCACUUGCAUUAAGUGGCGGGUGCAUAAAUUGAGCAACGUAUGCACACGCUCAUCCACCUCUCAUGCAAAUGGAAUUAUAUGAUACUGUUAUUAUGCUAUAUAGUGAUGUCCAUCUAUACUCUUGGUCCCUAAGUCCCAGGUCUCAGUCCAUUCAGAACUGGGCCGCCCAGGUAGCGGAUGUGCAGCUCCACUUGCAUGGCUGCAGACAAGUUCAUGUGAGUGUGAAAAUCUCAGCUUUUUUAAAAGACAAUACGCAGGAAAGAUAUUUAAUUGAAUGGAAAAAAUGGAUUGGUUAUAUACAAAACAGAUAUCAGAUUAAGAAAUAUCAGAUUGCCUUUGAAUAAUUAGAAAGUUAUUUUAUUUAAUGGGGAGGGGGUUGGGAGAUGAAAAGCUUUGGAUGAGGUUAAUUGGAUUGGAAGGGAAAAUUUUAUUCUAUGUUUGGUUUAUGUA